Poeciliopsis prolifica (blackstripe livebearer) is the source of this 1706-nucleotide messenger RNA. RefSeq lists its product as uncharacterized. The record is from RefSeq and is a predicted model, not a curated record. Bases 193 to 1575 code for a protein of 460 amino acids. Gene Ontology annotation, molecular function: nucleic acid binding. The transcript is spliced from 2 exons. Lineage: Eukaryota; Metazoa; Chordata; Actinopteri; Cyprinodontiformes; Poeciliidae. Gene Ontology annotation, biological process: DNA integration.
UCCCUGCCUCUGCGGUGAUUGGCUGGCUAUUUGUGUGCACCAAUCUCUUCCCCUGUUGCUCUCCCUCUGUCUCUGUCCUCCUAUCUGCAGCUCUGGUCCUCCCAUGCUGAUGGUAAUCUCAACCUUUGCUCGGCCGGGAUUAUAGGCUUGUGGAUUAAAGGGCUGUCGGCCAUUUGGAGAACAUGUGAUUCGAUGGUGAGACUCUGUAAAACCCCAGAGCCUGCUGUGAGAGCCCCUCUGGAGAACAUCAGGACCAGUGCUCCGAUGGAGCUUGUGUGUAUUGACUUCUGGUCGGCUGAGGACAGCAACAACAAGUCUGUGGAUGUUCUGGUGAUCACUGAUCACUUCACAAAGUUAGCACAUGCUUUCCCGUGUCAGGAUCAAACCGCUAAACGAGUUGCAAAGAAGUUAUGGGAUGGGUUUUUCUGUGUUUAUGGCUUCCCCCAGCGUAUUCACUCGGACCAAGGCGCAAAUUUUGAGAGUGAAUUGCUUGCUGAGCUUUUGGAGUUGAGUGGUGUCAGCAAAUCACACACCUCACCCUACCACCCAAUGGGUAACGGGACCGCAGAGAGAUUCAAUCGCACCCUGGGCAACAUGUUGAGAUCUCUUCCUCCACGUUCGAAGCAUAAAUGGCCUCAGAUGAUCCAGUCUCUGACUUUUGUUUACAACUGCACAGUCCAUGAGACCACUGGCUUUGCACCGUUCUAUCUGAUGUUUGGGAGGAUUCCUAGGCUGCCUGUUGACCUCGUUUUUCGAAAUGUUCUUCAUGAUGACACUAUUUGUGACUACCACACUUAUGUCAAAUCACUGGUUGAAGAUCUGCGCUCUGCCAUGCUAAUAGCUGAGAAGAGCACCAGUAAAGAGCAGAGACAUCAACGUGACCAGUACAACAAGAGAGCCAAGGGUCACCCUCUGUCAGUUGGAGAUCAGGUCUUGGUGGCAAACAAGGGAGCCAGAGGGAAGCGGAAGCUUUCUGAUAAAUGGGAGCCUGUGAUCUACACGGUGGUUGCAUCUAAACCUGCUCUCCAUAUCUACCAUAUUAGGGACCGUCACGGCAAUGAGCGUGUGGUGCAUCGCAACCUCCUUCUUGAUGUGACCUUUUUACCUGUGGGGAUGACAUUGGAUGGAAAUGUGAACCACCAUACUGACAGUGUGGUUAGAGUCCCCCCAGUUCCUGAUUUAUACGGAACAGAAUGUUCCAGUGAGGCGCCUGAUGCUGGUCCUGCUGAGCCUUCCCUACCUGAAUCUCUACCCUGCAGUGAUGCGGAUGACCAUACUGCUUCUUGGGUUCAGGAUGUGUACUUGGCUCCAUCAGGUGGGAAUAGUGACCUGCCUCAUGACCCUGAGAACUCCUCUAUGGAAACUGGAGUACUAGCAACCGCUGGUUCCUUACCUCAUCAUCCUGAUGAUGCUGGUCCUGUUCAUCCUCCAGACAGUGUGGAAGGGGAUGUUGUUCGCCGCCUGACUUCACGCUUUGGGAGGGUUAUUAAACCAGUUUGUCGACUGAUAGAGUCCAUGGCUGUUAUUGAGGCACUUUAUGAUAAGAGUAAUGUUCAAAAUGUUAUUGAUGUGUGAUUUCCAAAUUUUUGCUGAAUGAUUCCUGGCUAGGAUUGUUCUUUUCUGGGUUGUAUAAGCUUCAGUACCAUCUAUAUGUUCACUCUGUAUCGGGGGGGUGUAAAAGGCACCUCUUGUUGUCCAUAGGAUAU